Vigna radiata var. radiata (mung bean) is the source of this 1778-nucleotide messenger RNA. RefSeq names its product methyl-CpG-binding domain-containing protein 2. The coding region runs from base 327 to 1337 and encodes 336 amino acids. NCBI's taxonomy places the organism in Eukaryota, Viridiplantae, Streptophyta, Magnoliopsida, Fabales, Fabaceae. Gene Ontology annotation, molecular function: zinc ion binding; DNA binding. The transcript is spliced from 6 exons. The record is from RefSeq and is a predicted model, not a curated record.
GAAGAAGGGAGGAUGAAGACGCUAAAGAUAUAGUGUGAUUUUUAAUGCUUAUAGCAUAACUAAUAACUAUCCAUAAUAUAUGUCAAACUAAACACAACAGACAAGCUCUUCAUGUGUACGGUUUUUCUUGUUCCUUCUCCUGGGAUCGUGGAUUUUAUGUGUGGUUGAGAGAAUGGUGGAGGAGGACUUCGAAUCGGAAGCUUCUUGAAUCAACACGUCACAAAAUGUUUUUCUUUUUUCUUUUUGUAUCAUCCUUUCCCCCAUCUUUUGAUUAACUCUUUCACUUUCGUUCGCAGAGCUUACUGUCGAAACAUCGCCAUCUUCUUAUGUCUCUCACUCCCGACCAACCACCCGACCGCCUCUGUUCUUCCCCUCAGGAAAAUCAGAUGCAUCGUGCUAAAUUUUCCCUUACACCCAAGAGUGAAGUCAAGGACUUGACAGGUUCAAGUUUUCACAGUUACAAGCAAAGCAGUCUUCUGGAUCCCAUAGACGUUUCUUCAUCUUCGGAUGAUGAAAAGGACCUUCCUAAUGAAAAUGUGUCUAAUCAAUUAGUCCUUUACGAUCCCAUGACAAAUGGAAACAAUACCAUUGAACUUGCACCUGAUCCUCACCAGUGUGGACCUCCAAUGCAAACAAGAAGACAACCUUCACAUUUAGUUCCUAGAAUUUUGCCUUCAGUUGGUGCUUUCACUGUUCAAUGUGCAUCCUACUUUAAAUGGAGGUUGAUUCCAACAAAGGAAAAAUAUGAAGAAAUCCGUGAACAUAUUCUUGAACAGCCUUUUGUUUGUCAAAAAGCCCUUGAAUGGCGACCAGAUGUAUCUUGUGACGAUCCAGAGGAUAUUUCUCAGGAUGGCAGCAGGAUUUGGGCUAUUGAUAAGCCAAAUAUUGCGCAGCCUCCGGCUGGAUGGGAGCGACUACUAAGGAUCAGAGCUGAAGGAAGCUCCAAAUUUGCAGAUAUAUAUUAUGUGGCACCAUCAGGCAAGAGAUUACGCUCAAUGGUAGAGAUCCAGAAGUUCUUGACGGAACAUCCUGAGUAUACAAGAGAUGGGGUUAAGCUUUCACAGUUCUCAUUUCAAAUACCAAGGCCAUUACAAGAAAACUAUGUGAGGAAGCGUUCCGCUAGACUUCCCUCUUCAUAUGAAGCGGGUGGACCUGUUGAACAUGAGCAAGUGACUCCUCUGUCAUGGUUAGGCCCAGAAGGCCAUUCUGAUUUGCAUGCUGGAAGACUGAGGCUUCCUGCUUCUUUCGUGGGAUCCCAUGAUCUUGACCCUAUCGGUAUCAGCCCUCCUGCAAAGAGGCAAGCAACUCAGAACUUUUUUCAUAAAGAGGACCUAUAGUUAGAUGCUUGUCUUCUCGGUAGUUAAAACAGAAGGACCCUGAUCAAAUCUCUAAAUAUCCUUUUCGAUGGAGCAUUCAAGGUGUAAUAUGAGCUUGCCAAAUCAUGUAAAUGACAGUCCAGAGAAGGACCGUUGUCCUAGCGACUCAAGUCUCCUAGAAUUAGUAACCAUGGAGAUAUAGAUCUUUGCAUUCAUAGUAAAGUUGUAUUUUGUAUGUGGAAAGGUGUGGAAGGACUUUUAUUUGUACAAAAAUGGGUGCCUUCCCUUAUAGAAUAUUUAAGCCUUGACCAACAUUCUGAUGUGAAAAUAUGGCGGGUUAUUUGUUUGUAAUAGGAAGUUGAUGGUGUUUGUUCGUUAUUUGAGCUUCUUUUAUACAUUUUUUAUUUCACGCCUAUGUUUGAUUGAGAUCUUAAGCAACAAGGGAAAAGUGUUUCUCUUUUA